Dufourea novaeangliae is the source of this 3704-nucleotide messenger RNA. Its product is annotated as polyhomeotic-proximal chromatin protein-like. Gene Ontology annotation, molecular function: protein binding; zinc ion binding. The coding region runs from base 604 to 3702 and encodes 1032 amino acids. Gene Ontology annotation, cellular component: nucleus. The transcript is spliced from 14 exons. The record is from RefSeq and is a predicted model, not a curated record. NCBI's taxonomy places the organism in Eukaryota, Metazoa, Arthropoda, Insecta, Hymenoptera, Halictidae.
GCAGCCACCAUAUCCAAUGGCCCCGCCUUUCACGGCACAAACGAUGCCUUUGGGAUUUGUCCUCGCUGGACCAAUGAGCGAACGAGGAUGACAUACGGGACGGGAGAGGUGAGGUUAUAAGAGUCGAAUUGGAGGGGAGCAGACAGGAAGAAGGGGGACGAGGGGGACGAGAGGAACGGAGAGAAGCGAGGGGUUCCCUGGAUCGUGUGGGAGCAGGGAGGCAGACAACGAAUGUGACUACGAAUGCUUACGAAAGCUCGCGACGUCAACGUAUACCAAAAUUUUGUUUAAAAUACGUCCAGUGUUUUUUCUUAAAGACUUACGAAAGUCAAAAGUGCACAAUAGAAAGUUCGACCAAGCUCGCAUGGUGGAAUCGGUGCGGUGAGUGUUCAGACGGCGUGUUCGAAAACGUGAUAGGUGUGACUGCGCAGUCGCCAUGUGCAACAAGUUGAAAAGAUUAAAAGUAAUAAUUUACUAAAAAAAAAUAUGUAAACACAAUGGCAAGAAAAAAAGACAUUAAAUUGCCGAAAAUUUAAUAACAAAGAGAACACUUCUUUUUGUAAAGGAAGUUUAAUUCUGCAUAAUAAAAAGUUGUGGGAAAACAUGACAGAUGUUAAACCAAUUGGAAUCUCACAAAAUCAACCACAACAAACGCAACAGCCACAACAACAGUCUCAACAGCAGCAACAAUCUCAACAACAGCAACAGCCUCAGCAGCAGCAACAAAUGAUGAUUGCAACCCAUGAUAUCCAACAACAGCAAAAUGUACAGCAACAACAGCAGCAUGUUCAACAGCAGUCAGCUCAACAAUCACAACAACAACAAGCACAACAACAAGUACAGUCUCAACAAGUUCAACCCCAACAACAACUUCAACAACAAGUGCAGUCGCAACAACAAAUGCAAGUACAGCAACAGGUACAACAACAGGUUCAACAACAAGUGCAACAACAAGUGCAACAAGUUCAACAACAAGUGCAACAACAAGUUCAACAGCAGCAACAGCAGCAACAGUCUCAACAGCAGCAAUCUAAUAAUGGACCACACAAUGUUGUUCCUACCCAAGUGCAAGUACAGCCACAGGUAGCAGCAAUCAUGCCUCAGCAGCAGGGUGCUGUUGCAGUAUCGAUGCAACAUCAACAACAAGGCGUAGGAGGUGUAUCUAUGACUCUGUCUGGCCAACAAGGAGCAACAACGAUAACCACUAUGGCUGCACAUCCACAAGCAGUACAAGUUAUUCAGCAACCCAUGCAAAACCAAGCAUAUCAUUUACAGCAACUGUACAAUACUCAAGGAACUCCAUUACUCAUGCCAGGAAACUUAGCUCUUCAUCCUGCAGGGAUUAAUCCUUCUUCUAUACAGGUCAUAACGGCUGGAAAGCCGUUUCAGUCAGCUGCUCAACUUACACCUCACAUGUUGACUACUGCGUCAUCGCCCGGUCAGGGUGGAGGUCAUCCUGGAGGUGGAGGUACUAAGGUACAAGGAUUUCCUACUGGUUACUUACCAGUACCUACUUCUGCUACACCUGGAGCAGGACAAACCUUAGUGUUCGGUCAACUCGGUGUACUGGGUUCUCCUCAACCACCUCAAUCCAUUCAACAACAGCAGCAACAGCAAUCUGCAGCCAAGCAAGAUCAAGUGCAGAAGUAUACCACAUGCACGGCAGCUACGCAACCCGGCGGAAGGGGUGGUAUGCAAUUUGCCCCAUGGCAGUUUACGCCACAAGUUGCUUGGACAGGGAUACAACCACCAGCACUUCUUACUAAUCAAAUAUUUAUUAGAGGCCCUACUCAACCUGAUAUGUUCAUACAAAGUCCACAGCCGAUACAGCAUAAUGCACUGGCUACACAACAACAAAUUCAGGGGGUGCAGCAAAUUGCUGCAGCCAGUGCUAAGCCAAAGGUAAUGGAUAUGCAACAACAGCAACAACAACAGGGUAAACAGAGCACAGGUGGACAACGACCGUUGAGUAUAUUACCGUCCUCUCUACAAGCAGUACAAGCAGCCAAUAUACGAGCUGCCAGUUCCGUUUCUACUCAAACUGUUCAUGGAGUUCAAGCUACGGUCUAUGCACAGAGUGGAAAAGGAAGCGGUAGUAGCGGUAAAGGUCGUGGUAAACCACUGCAAUCGCCGCAACAACCGCAGCAACAGUCACAGCAAACGAUGCAACAACAACAUCAACAGGUUUUUAUACAACAGAAACAGCACACGCAACAGCAACAGCAGAUGCAACAGCAGUAUCAACAGCAACAAGUACAACCUUCGCAACAGCAAAUACAGCCUAAACCAAUAAUGACAAACAUGACACUACAGCAUCAACAACAAUCUGGUGUAGUUCUCGGUGGAGAACGACCAAUCAUGCCUGUGGUAUCUGUAGGUGGAGUUGGGGUCGGAGUCGGAGUUGCUACCACAUCUCAAAUGAAUCAAGUACAACAGUCACCGAUGUCUACAGUACAACAAUUACCACUACAGGCAAUCAAUUCGACGAUACUUGGUAGCCAAAUUGUUAGUGGUACGUCACAGGUUCAAACAAUGUCCAUGGUAAAUCAGUUGACGGAUCAGCAGACGCACGAUAAUGGUAAUUCCACGAUAAUGAUCACGUCGCCCGAUCGUAAUCAUCAAGCAGAAUGUUCCUUAAUAUUACAAUCCACGACAAAUACUGCAAUUACAAAUGAUGAAAAUUCUAAGCCACUUUUGAAGAAGGAAGACACGAUGCCACUUACGAUAGAGGAAGUUGUGGUAUCUCAACAAGAAGCGACAGAUGGGGACCAAUGUAAAAUAGUUGUAAAAGAUGAUGAAACUUUACCUGCGAAGCCGGAAGAGAAACAGUGCAACAACCCAUUAGCAGGGCUGGCGAAUACAAUUAAUUCUAUAACAAACGGUGUUAGCAAUGAAGAAUCUGCAGUAAUACCCGUCUCUAUACAAGUUACUGCAAAUAGUAAACAUGUGCCUCCAAAAGCAAUGGUGAAACCACAAGUUCUUACGCAUGUGAUAGAAGGCUUUGUGAUACAAGAAGCAUCGGAACCAUUUGCUGUUAAUCGAACAUCAUUAAAUAAUACAGUUAGUCAAGAAACUAGUAAUAUUUUGAAUCGUAAUAAUCACAAUGGAUCGUCUGAAAAAGAGAAUCACGAUGAACCUCCAAGGAAAAAGCAUGCGCCGAAUUAUCCUAGUGAUGAGGAUGGAAACAAUACUCAAGUCGGAAAGUGCGAAACUUGCGGUAACUUAAUGGACGAACAGAAUAUUAAGUUUAAAAAGGAAAAGCGAUUCUGUUCUACUGGUUGCGCGAAGAGCAAAAAACGUGAAGUGAGAGAUCGUGAUGGAAAUGAGAAACAGUGGACUGAAAUGGAGACUGAUUCAAAGAACGUUGAUGGAGAUAUAGUGAAGAAGAAUGGAGAAGAAAAGUCAUUGUCUACUACAACUACCACGUCUUCUGUUGACGAGACACUGCCAAAAAUUAAUCCUGUUAAGUGGACGGUUGGAGAAGUAUGCGAUUUCAUUCGUGGUUUGCCCGGUUGUGCAGACUACGCAGAAGAUUUUGCUAUUCAAGAAAUAGACGGUCAGGCGCUUAUGUUACUCAAAGAAGAUCAUCUUAUGUCUGCUAUGAGUAUUAAAUUGGGUCCGGCAUUAAAAAUUGUUGCCAGAAUUGACUCAAUGCGCGUAGAAUCACUGUCGAAUUCUAAUCCCACUUCUACUAAUUCGUAAAC